This is a messenger RNA of Homalodisca vitripennis (glassy-winged sharpshooter), 1753 nucleotides long. Its product is annotated as proton-coupled amino acid transporter-like protein CG1139. Gene Ontology annotation, molecular function: amino acid transmembrane transporter activity. The record is from RefSeq and is a predicted model, not a curated record. NCBI's taxonomy places the organism in Eukaryota, Metazoa, Arthropoda, Insecta, Hemiptera, Cicadellidae. The transcript has 10 exons. The coding region runs from base 190 to 1617 and encodes 475 amino acids. Gene Ontology annotation, cellular component: vacuolar membrane. Gene Ontology annotation, biological process: amino acid transmembrane transport.
UCAUUUGCAUCAUAAAAAUAAGAUAGGUUACAGUAAAUAUUAUGCUAAAAUUACCUAUAAACAAAUAUUAAUUUAUAUUUUACAGUAUUGUUCAGUGUGGUAACUGUGGGAAAGUUCACUUAUCCUAUAUAUACAGUACUGUUAUUUUAUAAACUGUUUCUUACUUAUAAAGGAUUGGUAAAGCACAAGAUGGCUGAAGAUGCGACGUCAUUCCAAGCAGUCAAAAGCACUGCUUCUGAAACAAGUACUAAAAGAAAAGGUUUCAUAAGUCCUACGAGCAGUUUUGUAGAGUUUGAAAAGCUCGAGACAGAAUACUUUUCAGAAGAGGGAAGACAAGGAGCUGCAUCCUAUAACCCCCACAUACAUAGAAAAAUCAAGAAGCCCGUUACUAAUUUUGAGACAGCCACCCAUCUGCUGAAGGGGAGCGUGGGAGCUGGGAUACUGGCGAUGCCCAAAGCCUUCGACAACUCGGGAAUAAUCAUUGGCCUCGUCGGAACUGUGCUGUUGGGAAUAAUCGUCAUCUACGCGAUGGAUACAUUGUUUAGGAUGCAAUAUAUACAGUGUCAACGUUUACGAGUUCCAUUCCUAACGUUGCCUCGAUCAAUGAAGAUUGGGCUGCUGAACGGGCCCCGACCUCUGAGAAAACUGGCCUGGCUCGCUCCGUGUAUGGUGGAUUUCUUCCUUGUCACUUACCAACUUGGCAUAUGUACAGCAUACGUGAUUUUUAUCGCACAUUCAUUGAAACAUAUAGCAGAGCCACGUGUUGUGGAGAAUCUAGACGACCGUGUCUACUUGCUAGUUCUGUUCAUCCCGGUGGUUCUCAUCAACUACAUCCGCAACUUGAAGCUUCUGACUCCUGUCUCGUUCACGGCCAACAUUCUCGAGGUGAUAGCUCUCAUAUUCUGUUUCUACUACAUAUUUGCAGUUGGUCCAUUCAAGUAUGAGGAGACCAACAUGGUGUCUUCCGUCAAGACUUGGCCUCUUUUCGUCGGGACGGUUCUGUUCGCCCUCGAAGCUGUUGGAGUGCUCAUCGCACUGGAGCACAAUAUGAAAACACCUCAAGACUUUCUGGGAAAGAGAGGAAUAUUUCCGUGGUGCCUUGCUGCGGUUAUUUCCUUAUACGUUGCAGUUGGAUUUUUUGGAUACAUUAAAUAUGGGAAGGGUAUUGAGGAGACAAUCAUCGCUUCCUUACCAAAAGAUGAAUGGUUAGCACUGACGACCGAGGGCAUCUACGCCAUUGCAAUCUACGGCACGCACCCCCUCCAGUGUUACGUCUCCCUUGAGAUAUUGUGGGGAAACUACAUUGUUUCACACAUUAAGAAUGAAAAUUUAGAAUGCUACGUGGAAUACACAUUGAGAACUGGCGCUGUUCUCGUCACUUUUUUGGGAGCCUUACUUAUCCCGCACGUGGACAUCAUGAUCUCUCUGGUCGGGGCCUUCUGCCUGUCCACUCUUGGGAUGGCAUUUCCUUUCCUAUUGGAGCUCUGCACUCUCUGGCCAGACGAGCUCGGGUGCUGUUACUACAUCCUGUUCAAGGACAUAUUCUUCAUCUUGAUGGGUAUCGCGGUGCUGAUUCUCGGCACUUAUGUAUCUCUGCACACCUACAUCAGCUCAUGAGCGUCUACAGAUUAGUUUUCACUGUAUAUCUUUGUUUAUCAAGAACUUUUAUGAAUUGAGCUAAUUAGAUGAAUUGCUUGUUAAAUUAGGUAUGCAUCUGAAGAAACUUUGAUUUUAAUAAAUAUUUCAAAUGCUG